Molecule: messenger RNA, 972 nt
Organism: Phanerochaete carnosa HHB-10118-sp
Lineage: Eukaryota; Fungi; Basidiomycota; Agaricomycetes; Polyporales; Phanerochaetaceae
Exons: 4
Coding region: 1-972 (323 amino acids)
Source: RefSeq, a predicted model, not a curated record
AUGUCGGCACCUGUCUCGUUUCCUGCCCCCAUCGGCGGCGUACCUUUUGACAACGAUUUUACUCCUUCUGUUUUCUUCGCCUUGCUGUAUGCCGCCGUGUGUCUUCUUGGUUUCUGGCGUCUAGCACGCGAGCAUUCUCGCACAAUGCUCGUCGUGACUACCCUCAUUUUCACCAUCGAGCGCGUCGUGGUUUGGCUCCUCCGGGCGAAACAAGCGAAGACGCCCUCCGAUGACUUGAGCAAAAACCUCACGGCGUACUGGCAGAUGACCUUCAGCGCCAAUUACAUCGCGAUGUACGGCAAACUCAUCGUGCUGCUCAAAUCGCUCGUUAUGGAUGUGCUCAAACCCGUUCCUGCGCCUAUCGUGCUACAACCCGGGAACUUUACUCAGACCGCCGACCCCGAGGCAUCUACGUCUUUCCUUCACCACUCGUCGCAGCAAGACAAAUACCGCGAGGUGCCGUCUAAUGAGUCGAAAACAGAGCUGGUUGAACGUGAGGGGGACCUUGCAGCCGCACACAAGCGCAAGAUAUUCACGCGCAUCUCCACGGGUCUGGGGCUGCAAGCGUUGUUGCCGGUCCUGACUGGCCUCGUCAUGAGCCAGCUGUACGUCGGGGCCGAGACAAAUGCGAGCAAGGCAAAUAUAGUGCGGCUGCUGAGGUUUGCGAUCGCCGGCAUGUGCUUUGCCAUCCUUAUGGCCUUGCAGGGGAUGUGCUUCUGGGCACGUCGUCUCCCGGGCAUUCGCAAAACUCCGUUGAUGCUCAUUGUUGCUCUCGGACUCAUACUCACCAUCAUUCCCUCAUACCACCUCUUCAUAAUGGGAAACAACACAACGUCACUCAUCUCGACCGCACCAGGUUCAGGCAAUACGCCAGCGGAGAAGACCGCAUUCUACGUCUUCCAGGUCAUGGUCGAGCUUGUUACCAGCGGCACUCUACUGGGCAUCAAUGCGAAGGAAGUCUUCGGCUUGUGA